Messenger RNA from Zea mays, 1334 nucleotides. RefSeq lists its product as uncharacterized. The record is from RefSeq and is marked predicted. Gene Ontology annotation, biological process: defense response to other organism. NCBI's taxonomy places the organism in Eukaryota, Viridiplantae, Streptophyta, Magnoliopsida, Poales, Poaceae. The transcript has 4 exons. Bases 103 to 1062 code for a protein of 319 amino acids. Gene Ontology annotation, cellular component: plasma membrane.
CAAGUCCACGUCCACCACUUAGCACUCACGCUGCUCGCUCGCUCGCUCGUACACGCGCCCGCUUCGCGCAGGGAAGGAACCGUGGGAGGGAAGCGGACGGACAUGAUGCACGCCAAGUCGGAGUCGGACGUGACGAGCCUGGCGGCGUCGUCGCCGCCUCGGUCGCCGAAGCGGGGCGGCGGCGCCGCCGGCAACGGCGGCUACUACGUGCAGAGCCCGUCGCGGGAGUCGCACGACGGCGGCUACAAGUCCUCGUCGAUGCAGCCCACGCCGGUCUACAACAGCCCCAACGAGUCGCCGUCGCACCCCUCCUACGGCCGCCACUCCCGCUCCUCCUCCGUCAGCCGCUUCUCCGGCAACCUCCGCAAGGGCGCCGCCGGGGACCGCAAGGUGCUCAACGACAAGGGGUGGCCCGAGUGCAACGUCAUCGAGGAGGAGGGCCCGUACGAGGACCUCGCCGGCGAUAGCGGCCUCUCCCGCCGCUGCCAGAUCAUACUCGGCUUCCUCACCUUCGUCCUCCUCUUCACCGUCUUCUGCCUCAUCAUCUGGGGCGCCGCCCGGCCGUACGAGCCCGAGGUCAUCGUCAAGAGCUUGGUGAUGGACGACUUCUACGCGGGUGAAGGCACGGACCACAGCGGCGUUCCAACAAAAUUGGUCACAACAAACUGCUCUCUGCACAUAGCUGUCUACAACCCUGCCACAAUGUUUGGAAUUCAUGUCACUUCUGGCCCCAUCCACCUGAUGUAUUCAGAGAUCCCAAUAGCAGUCGGUCAGGUUCGGAGGUAUUACCAGCCGAGGAAGAGCCACCGGAUGGUGACGGCGGUCAUCCACGGCGAGAAGGUGCCGCUGUACGGCGCCGGGGGCAGCCUGAUGCUGUCGACAAGCACGGGCGGGGCGGUGCCCCUGACGCUGGACUUGGACCUGACCUCGCGGGGCUACGUGAUCGGCAAGCUCGUGCGGGUGACGCACAAGGUGCACGUGACGUGCCCCGUCGUCGUGGACGCCAAGAAGACCAAGCCCGUCAGGUUCUCCAAGAAGGCCUGCGCCGUGUACAGGGCCUGAACUUCAAAUGCGUUUUCGUAGGCUGCGAUCCGACGGCGCAUUAGCAACGCGCGUAGGAUGCCGUGCCUGUAUUUAGUUAUCGUAUUGGUGGUGAAGAACAAUAAGCUGCACACACAUAUGGUCUGUUUGAGCCUUUUGGUUCUGCCGAUAAAUCGCGCUGUACGGCGGGUGUCCUCUUGUUCUUGCUCUUGCCUGUGUGUAUCUUUCUUUUUUUCAGGGCGCAAUCCUAGAGACGGGACGGAUGGCUGUAAACUGGUCCUAUCUGCAGAUUC